Molecule: messenger RNA, 543 nt
Organism: Trypanosoma theileri
Lineage: Eukaryota; Euglenozoa; Kinetoplastea; Trypanosomatida; Trypanosomatidae
Exons: 1
Coding region: 1-543 (180 amino acids)
Source: RefSeq, a predicted model, not a curated record
AUGUUUAGAAGAUGUCUUUGUCCUGUUUCAUAUAAUGGGAUGCCCCAAUUGUUACCUCUGCGUGAACGUCUAAAGAAUGUAUACUUUGUUUUUUUUGGUCCGAAGACCAACAGAGUUAUUGUGAUUGCAUCACUCUUUCUUUUGUUAAUCAGUUUUUUUAGCAGUGAGUGGGUAAUGACACUUUGGUACCAUAUUGCGGAGGGUUUACUGACGUUUUUAUUCGUCAGUGAGAUUGGGUUGCGAUUAGCUGUUAUGCGAAACAAUUUUUGGGAGUCAGCAUUUAAUGUUUCAGAGGCUGUAGCAUGCGUGAUUUGCCUAACCAUAUUUUUUAUUCUUCAUUUCUCACGUCAGCACGCCUCACUGGCAGAGCACCGAGUGCUGAUUGUCUUACGAUACCUUGGCCAGUUGCUGCGCAUGGCAGGUCUUGUAGCAUCUGACAGUGCAAAUUUAUUAGGUUAUGAUAAUGGAAUCCAACUCUUUGCUGGAAAUGGAGUAAAACACUUUGCUGCUGAUCCUCGAGAUGGUUUCCGCGACGUACUUUAG